Acanthisitta chloris (rifleman) is the source of this 4656-nucleotide messenger RNA. RefSeq lists its product as uncharacterized. The record is from RefSeq and is a predicted model, not a curated record. NCBI's taxonomy places the organism in Eukaryota, Metazoa, Chordata, Aves, Passeriformes, Acanthisittidae. Bases 22 to 4656 code for a protein of 1544 amino acids. The transcript is spliced from 2 exons.
GCGAUUGGAUGUAUUAAGACAAUGGUGAACAAAGCAUGUAGUUCUCCUAAGUAUUGUGCUGACCAAUUGCAAAAUUAUAACAGGCAUUCUGUGAAAGGAACAGCGUGUACAUAUUCAGCUAAGGACUGUGAUCUCUUAAACAGCAUUAAAAGUUCAAAUAGAUCUCGCAGCCCAUCACCACCUCCACUGUCACCUGUGCAAAGUAAAGAAUUUGAUUCCUCAGAAGGAUCAGUUAUGGAUUUUCCAUAUUUAGACAACAAUAAGCUUGAAAUAUCCAUCAACCAGCCUCCAUCCCUCUUGCCAGCUGAAGGAAGCAAAGGAGAAUUCGAAGGUACAACAUGCAAAGGAAAAGAGACCACCGAAAGUGCAGAUGGAACAUUGAGAUCAACAGAUCAAGAGAGCAGUGAUGGUUAUAUGAAUUCUGAGAUGUCUGAGAAAGGUGAACAUUCUGCCAUUUUUCAAGACUUAAUGGACCGCAUUAAUGAAAAGCUGAAAUUGAUAGACACUACAGAUAUAGCCACAAACCUUGUAAAACUUUCCAGCAGUGACAGGGCACCAGAAAACGAUGUCAAAUUAGGAGACUUCAUAACAUCUCUUUUGCAUAAUGCUAAGGCAAGUGAUUACAGCUUUAUGGAAUUACUUCGCCAACAUGAUAAACAAAUGGAAAAUAAAAUUAUCCAGACUAGAUUUCGCAAGCGUCAGGAAACUUUAUUUGCAACGUAUAAUUCUCCUGAUUCACCGGUCAUUCGACGACAGUCUUUGCAAAUCAAGAGGGAGCUUGCAAGCCUUGAUGAUACUCUUGUAAGAAAAAAGUCGGUUUCUGAGAGAAAUGCAAAAAAAUCUGCAAAAAAAAUUGAUAAAAUACAUCCAAAUAAAAGACAUAGUUUUACUGUAAUAGAAGAUGAGGCUUUGCAACAUCUUGAAAGUAAUCCUUGUGUCAAUUGCCAAACCAAACCAAUGUGCUUUCCAGUACACCAAACAGAGUCUUUCAAACUACCUCUUACUAAUUUUCAAACCAGCUCUGGCUUCCUGGUGCUUUCAGAAAACAGUGCUAUUGCAGCCAGCCAGGCAAACCUCCCAAAUACACACGGAGAUUGUGCAACCUUGAAAGAGACUGGUCAGAUUCCUCUAAAGGAUGAGAGCAAUGAAAUCUUGGGCAGAACUAAACGUAACAUUGUGCCUCCUGGAUGGUACUCUGUGUAUGUAACGAACAAUAUCAUGUUUAGAAAGUCGUCUGAUGCAAAAAAGUCUUUACAAAGUUUAGAAAAAAUGAAAAUAAAUAAAAAUGUUCAUGCUGAAAGGUGCGGUGACAUAAAUAUAAGGAAAAUUGUGAGAGACACAAAUCUACAGGUUGUUGUAGAGCGUUUAGAAGACACGAUAAAUUUAGCUAGAAAGACUAACAACUCAUUUUUGGAUAGUUACAAAAUAAGCCAAAAAUUAAAAGAUAAUACCUAUGAACAGGUUGUGAACUCAGCUGCUAGAAGAGGCUUACCUUUCACUCUGAGUGAAAUGGGAUGCACAGGACAGAGCUUCCUUCCACACUCACACGUGCCAAGCAGCAGUAAAAUCAAAGCAAUUUGUGUGGCGACAAACAAGCAAGAAAUGGUUAUAGAUCAAGGAAUUAACAACAGCCUUUUGAAAUCUCUGACCUUUAAUUCAUCCAGUUUAACGUCCAGUAAUGGGGACUUGCAUGCAACAUCUGAAGCUGGGGAAAUCUCAUCUCCCUUAAACUACUCUAGUCCUAUUAAGCUUAUGUUUGUCUCAGAGGUUAAUAGUGGUGAAGGAGUCAAAUACACUUUGACAUCUGCAGCUGCAUCUUCUAAAGGAAGCACAGAUCUUUGUUUGUUUCAGGGGCACACAAACACUUUGUUAGACAAAGAGGCCACGGGAGAUCUUUAUCAUGCAGUCUGUGUCAAGGAUUGUGAUUGCAGUGAAAAUAAUACCAAGGAGGGCUCAAGUUGUGUUUAUACAGAAGCAAUUACAAGCUCUUGUCCAGUUGGUCAAACUAACUUAAGUGACUCGAAAAAAAAUGACGAAGUUCUGGAGAAAUCAAGCAGUAGCAGUGAAUCGGUUUUAAAAAGAAAACCUGGUAGACCAAAGAAAAUAGGUCCUCAAGUGGUUAAGCAGGUUAAGAGACCUAUUGGACGGCCUCCAAAACCAAAAAUAGACAUGAGUGAAAGCACAAAGCCUAGACCUGAACUUAGCAACGGUGGUAAAAGCCUCAAGUCUGACGCAGCAGUAACGGAAGAAGUCAACAGCAACAAAAAUAUCACCGUGACAGUUGUUUUUGGAAGGUCAAGAAGAACUAAGAGACAUGUUUCUGAAGGUAAUCUAAACGUAAUCAGCAUUCUGCCCACGCAACACAUUGAUUCUAAUUUUGCCAACGACCCCAGCAGAGCAAGGCACAGUGCAGAAACUGGAAAUGCUUUGACUGAAAUAGUAAAAGCCUUACAGAAACCUUCUGCUGAAAAGGAGGUCUCUGGGUAUGACUAUGUCAGACCUAUCAAGAGUAAUCUAGCAUCACCACAUCCUUGCAGCAAUAUUAUACGGCAGAUGAAGAAGCCUUUAACCCCCAUCCGAAAGCCUGGUAGGCCAGCAAAAGUGAGAAUUUCCGGCAUAUCGGUGACUGUCAGUAGACUUUCACCUCAGGAAAGAAAAGUGAGCAUUAGCAACAGUUUGCCUCCUUUGCAACAGCAGAAUGUGUUAGAAAAAAACAUACCACAGGAGAGAAAAACUCAACUGUGCAAUAAUAUGGGUCAAGGAAAGAACAUGCAGAAAGAUUCUAGAGAGGAUGGAUCGAACAAUGUUACUCCAACAGUGUCAAGAAAACGUGAAAUUCCAUUGAGACAUUCUGCUAGAGACAGAAAGCCCUCACUGCAUUUUUUGCAUUCAUUAGCAUCUUCUAGUGCAUUUACUUGUAGAAGUGCCUUACUGCAUAAAUCUUACAAACUCCAUUUGAAAAAAGCUAAAGAGCGAAAGGAAAAACAUACACAGUCAAAUCAGAGCACAGCAUCCAAAGAUACCUUGGAACUGAGACAUUCAGGAAAUGCUAAAAAGGACCUUAAGGAUGGUGAAUUGGGGCCCAUUAAUGAAGUAUCAUCAGAUCCCAUUUUUUCAUCAAAUCCCUCUCUCAGGUGGUGGCCUACUUCCACUUCAAGUGACACUUUGUUGGAAGAACUAAAUAAUAGAUUUGAACAGAUAACUAAUACCUGGUUGCGAGUGGGGGGAAGUGAGUUUGAUAAAUGUGUAUGUGAUAAAAGGGAUGCCAUUGAACAAGACUGUAAUGCUGAAAUGUCAAACCCUUUAGACUCCUGCCUUGUAGAACUUGAAACGUCGCCUAUAAAAAUGCUGUUCCAGAAAAAGUGUAAUAUGAAUGAACUCUGCACCUGGUUUAUGCAAACUACAGAAACACAGUCUCUCUCUCUGGUGAGAAAGGCAAACGCUCGCAAUCCCUUAGAAGUAGUUAGUACUAGAGAGGUAAAGAUGGAAACUAAACAACCUGAACUUAGUACUUGCCCUUUCAGAAAGCACUUUAAAAAGUUUGCACUAUCGUCUCCUUCAAAACCAGCAGGGAAAUUGCAAAUCUUACAUAAUAUGGUGAGGUCUCCAGUCUUAAGCAUGAAGAGUAAUUUCACAUUAGCCAGAUUGAAAAGAAAUGAAUUUAAGAAGUUGCAGCGUGAUAGGUGGGGACAAACGAAAAGGCUCUAUAAUAAGGCUCCUGGAGGCUGGAAAUCCAAAAAGAAAAAUUUGCAGUUAUUUUGCCAAAGCCAGUUGUUUAAAAGUACAAGUGAGGAAACCGAUGAUGAAACACCCAAGCUCCAGGAAAAAAGUACAGUAGAAAUCCAGUCCAGUCAGACUUUGGUAGAGUCUCAGAAGAGCCUCUUGCCAACUGAAAAUGAAGCCAGAGAUGCAUUUGUUCAACAUAUGAUGGGAUCUUCUGACUUUAACCCACAUCCUGGUUUAGCCAAUAUACUUAAGUCACAUUCAGAGACAAAUGGAACAAUUCAUUGCCAGCAAAACGUUAGAAAAGAACAAAGCCAAGAUAAACUGUUUCAGAAUGCUUGGAAAACCAAAACCUUUAAAGACUGUAGGAUAUUUCUGAGGAAAAUCAACCAUAUUGAGCAGCACAAUUCAUUUAAGUUAAAUAAUGUCAUUUAUUCUCCUGAAGCUGUUGACAGUAAAAGCACUCAGGCCUAUAUGGAAGAAAAAAGACAUCCUCUUUUAAGGUCCCAUUCUACUAAGCAAAAUGCAUUAAAGAAACAAGAAAAUGAAAUGGAAACAUCUAAAGGAUCUAAUUCUUCUAAAGUGACAGAAAGGCUGGAUGACCAGUUUCACAGGAGAAAAUUAAGUAGUGGUGUAAACCAGGAGCAUAAUCCUGCUGGUAAUUCUGAAGUUCUUAUCAGAAUAAACAAAAGAAAAAGUCCACCAUGGGAGACCACUGAUACAAAUUUAAGAAAAAGGCAUAAGAGACAAUCUUGCAGUAGUGGACAAAUGGCACCUUAUUACCCAAAGUACCAAGUAGUGGUGCGAUCCAGUAGCAAUAAGGCUACAAAUGGGGAAUCAUUUCCCUGCUACUAUGGAAGAGAGUCUGACACCAAUGAUCUAGUGACAGAAAUUAGUGUUUUUAGCAGGGUUGUUCAGCUUUCCCUUUCAUGA